Molecule: messenger RNA, 1979 nt
Organism: Schistosoma turkestanicum
Lineage: Eukaryota; Metazoa; Platyhelminthes; Trematoda; Strigeidida; Schistosomatidae
Source: the annotation of a GenBank genome assembly
CUCGGGUAUUAGCGCUGAAUCCGGUAUUGCCGUUACAAGCAGGUGAAGGUUGUGUAGCAAAAAUGGUCAGACUCCUCACCAUCCACCACAUAAAAUCAACCUUAAGGUCUGUUUCAAGGGGAUUCUCAUUUUCAGCUCAUCGUCUUAAGGCUGAUGUUGUUGUCAUUGGAUCGGGUCCAGGAGGUUAUGUUGCCUCCAUUAAGGCUGCGCAAUUGGGCAUGAAGACGGUGUGUGUAGAAAAGAAUGACACCCUGGGCGGAACUUGUUUAAAUGUUGGUUGUAUUCCCAGCAAAUCGCUACUAAACAAUUCGCAUUUAUAUCAUCUUGUAAACUCCGAGGAAAUCCGGCACCGUGGGAUCGAUAUUGAAAGUUGCAAACUAAACUUACCCGCUCUGUUGAAGGCGAAAGAAAAAGCGGUGUCAAGCCUAACUGGUGGAAUAGCUUACCUAUUUAAGCAGAACAAAGUUGAUCAUGUCAAUGGUUUCGGUUCUAUAGUUAACCCUAACGAAGUUUUGGUCAAAAAGGGAGACGGAAGUGAAGAACGGAUUGCAACUGAACGGAUUCUAAUCGCAACAGGUAGCGAAGUUACUCCAUUCCCUGGGAUUGAGAUCGAUGAACAGUCUGUCGUAUCAAGCACUGGCGCGUUAUCACUAACUAAAGUCCCUCAACACCUUGUAGUUAUCGGGGCUGGCGUUAUCGGUGUUGAAUUAGGUUCUGUAUGGAAGCGAUUAGGCGCCGAAGUCACUUGUGUGGAAUUCCUUGGUCAUGUUGGGGGUAUGGGCAUCGACAUGGAGAUAAGCAAAAACUUUCAGAAAAUCUUGACUAAACAGGGACUCAAGUUCCUUUUAAAUACUAAAGUUUUGUCCGCGUCUAAAUCUGGUGAUACAAUAACAGUACAAUUAGAAGGUGCUAAAGAUGGUAAAUCUCAAAGUAUUGACUGUGAUACCCUUCUAGUGUGUAUAGGAAGGCGUCCUUACACUAGUGGACUUGGUCUAGAAAAUGUCGGAAUCAAGUUGGACGAGAAAGGUCGAAUUCCUGUUGAUAAAAAUUUUCAGACAUCUGUUCCAAAUAUUUAUGCUAUUGGUGACUGUAUACCUGGUCCAAUGUUAGCACACAAAGCUGAAGAUGAAGGAAUAAUUUGUGUUGAAGGAAUGCUUGGCGGCGCUGUACAUAUAGAUUAUAACUGUGUUCCUAGUGUUAUCUAUACUCAUCCUGAAUGUGCUUGGGUUGGUAAAAAUGAAGAACAGUGCAAAGCAGAAAAUAUUCCAUACAAAGUAGGCAAGUUCCCGAUGUCUGCAAAUUCAAGAGCUAAAACUAAUGAUGAGCCUGAAGGACUUUUUAAAGCGUUAGCCCACAAAGAUACAGACAGACUUCUUGGAGUACACUUACUUGGUCCUUGUGCUGGUGAACUAAUAAACGAAGCAGUAUUAGCUAUGGAAUAUGGCGCUUCAGCUGAAGAUGUUGCACGUGUCUGUCAUGCCCAUCCGACUGUGUCCGAAGCUCUGCGUGAAUCUUGUCUCGCUGCAUUCUGUGGCAAAGCUAUCAAUUUCUCAUAGCAUCAAGUAGACAACUGAGCGACCUAUCGUAUUGUGUAGGUUAAUACAAUAUAGAAGAAAAUGAUCGUUUCCUGCUAAUAAAUAUAACUUCAUUUCAAAUGGUCUACAUAUCUUCAAGUCAGGCUGCCAACUACUGUUCCAGGUUGACUGUUCUUUCUGAUAUUUUUGUCUGUCUGUCGAUCCCUCUUUCUCUUAACUGAUAGUUGAUUUAAUUAGGCUCAUUUUCUUUAAUAUGUAUUGUAGAGCAAAAUUUAUUUGUAAGAAAAAUUAUAGACUAGUUAUUAUAAUUAAUUCAACUCGGGUAUCAAUUGUUACUUGACUCUAGUAUUUUAAGUUCUUAAUAGGAUAGUUUUAUAGUUAUAUCAGUAAUCUAAUGUACUUACAGUAUUUUACGAAACAGAUAUCCCAAAACAAUAAUCUGGA